GCUCGACAGCCACCAGUCAAGAAGGGCGCUUGGGAUCGACCCGAAUGCAAAGAGAUGGAGGAAUACAUUCCGGCGUAUUUGUUGCGCGGCUUGAUCCCUGCAGCCCUUCUGACCGCUUAUGACUUUUGGCAAGACACUGGAGAGAGCUACAGGCUCACCGGCUACGGCCAGGGUGAAGUCUCGGUGGAGCUCUUGCCACGUGCCACGAUCCUCGGCGUCGGCCUCGAAGGACCCUUCGACUGCACUGAUGAGCCUGCAGCAUGUGCACGCAUCACCAUGGACUUGGCGGGUCCAGAUGGAGAGCUGGAGCCGCAUCUCUUGCUGAACUUGCUCUCAGCCCCCAAAGGCAGUCCUUUGCAUAGCAUGGCCAUGUGGGCCUCCAGGCUCGAUGAUUUGUCCCACGUCCUGGCCUGGGGCCGCGUCCGUGCUGCCGAUGAAUCCAAAGCCAACUGGGCCAGCGCUCCCCUGCGGAUCAUGCAGUUCCCUCGCCUGGGGCUGACCUUCUUUGUCAAGGAGGAGGAGGGUGGACGGGUGCGGCGUUUGGUGUCCGCGGACUUCGGCAAUCUCACAGUGCCCUUGGCCCCGGUGCCUGAGCAGGUGGCGAAGUUGCUCGCGGGCAUUCCACAUGCGGUGAUCUUAUGUGACGAGAUGCAGUCAUUGCACGUGCUGGUCCCGCAAUACUUGCCUCUCCGACCCACGAUCAAAGGUCGUCCAUUCACCACUGAGAUUGUCUUCGAACGCUUGGGCAAGUGGGGAAGGAAUUGGUCCUCCAAGACCAAGGUGACGUACUUUAAGUACGAGGUGCACGUGUCCAAAGGCUUCCUGAUUGCUCCAUCCUUUGCUUCUGCCUUGUAUUUGUUGCUCCUGCGCUUUUUGGCCCGGGACUACGAAGGCGUGUGCUCGCUGGUGCAUGCGGUCGGCACGGACGCGGAGCUGAAUGAGGAGGAGGCCCAGAUCCUCAAGGUUUUGGGCCUCGUCGACGACGCCCAUCCGGAUGCCCUGGCCUGUCGCUGCUUGGUGACCUUGGCCGUGCUCCGUAGCGGCGCGCCCAUGCCGUGGGACUACCGCCAGGAAUUCGCGUGGUACGUGUCCAAGAUGUCGCACAUCUCCGCUCGAAGUCGCAUGAGUCUGGAUCAGGAGUCGGAGCUUCUCGAGGAGUGUGAGCGGCUCACCUCCAAGUUCCGGGUCACCGAGGCACAGACGAAGAAACUCAAGGGCCGCGAGAAGAAUAUCAUCUUGGAGAUGCUCUUAGACCCAGAGCGAGCGAAAGCGGCAGCGGCCAGUGAAAUGCAGAAGCUCCAGGACUUGAAGAAUGACAUUUUCAGUGCCAUGCGAGCGGAGGGUUUGAGCUGCAAGGAGGUAGAGAUGCAACGCUUGGUGUCGAAGAUUCAGCAGCGAGAGCAUGAGUUACCAGAUUGGAUGGCACAUGGCAUCUCCAACCGACAGGAGCUUCUCAAAGCUCGUGGGUACAAAGUCAAUCAAAAGGAUGACAAAAAAAAACAAGAAGGACAAAAAGGACAAGAAGGAUGCGAAGGACAAGAAGGAAGAGACGGAAGAAGUGACUUUGAAGCUACCCAAACCCAAGGAUGA
Molecule: messenger RNA, 1590 nt
Organism: Durusdinium trenchii
Lineage: Eukaryota; Dinophyceae; Suessiales; Symbiodiniaceae
Source: the annotation of a GenBank genome assembly